UGCAGAACAAUGUCAGCAGGUGCUCUGGACUGAAGAAUCACAAUGUGAUAUUUGGCUCUAACAGGAUGCGGUGUGUUCGGCGGUAUAAGGAUGAGUGUCGGAAGGCAGCAGAGAAGAAUGCUGGCGGCUCCUUUCCGUUUUGGGUCUGCAUUUCUGAAUACUGGACUGGGUCUGAAAAUCAUCAUUUCAGCCGUUGAAAGAAGUCGUGUGUGUGCCCCAGUGUUCGACAGUAUCAGAGGAAGCGUGACUAUUAACUACGUCGGAAAGAAUAAGGUGAUGAAGAAAAUCCUGAACGUCGGGGAGGAAACAUAUGAAGCUCAGGCUCAGAUGAUUGCUCCUGAUCGGAGGAUUGAUAUUUCAGCUGUUGAAGGAAGCAAUGUUUUUGCUCCAGUGACCUACAACAGCACAGGAACACUGAUAAUCAACUAUUUCGUGAUAACGAAAUUCACGAACAUCGGUGACGCAAAAACUGAGCCUCACGCUCAGGUGAUCGUACCAUUGAGGAGGUUGUCAUCUUAUCCCCCCUCCGGUCUGAGGAUAAACAUUUGUGCUUUUGAUGGAAGCACUGUUUGUUCUCCAGUUUUUCACAACUGUACAGGAACACUGACUAUCAACUAUUUCAGGUUAGUAGGGAUACCAAAAAUGCUAAAAUUAGCUCCUGAGGCCAGGCCAGAGGGUGGUGUGUGUAGGCAAAUGUCUGGUAACAGGGCCACCCAUGUAAGCCAGCCUGUUGGGUGGCAGUCAUGUGAUGAACAGUCUCAGAUGGAUUAACUGUGCAAUGGACACUAGCUUUAGGAAAUUGGUGCGGAACGAGCUGCAGUCACUGUGUGAUUGGUCACAACCUGUCUUCACUUGUGUUUGCGAUUUCCAUGGACAGGAUAUUAAGACACAGCCGAUGUUGGAGAGGUGUC
This is a messenger RNA of Ictalurus punctatus (channel catfish), 911 nucleotides long. RefSeq lists its product as uncharacterized. The record is from RefSeq and is a predicted model, not a curated record. Lineage: Eukaryota; Metazoa; Chordata; Actinopteri; Siluriformes; Ictaluridae. The transcript has 5 exons. The coding region runs from base 91 to 771 and encodes 226 amino acids.